CUGUAAUUAGUUUAUGAAACAAUAAUGUGCCUUAUUUACAGUGGAGGUACCAUUACAGAUUUAUUUGUCGAGAGUGGAGUAGGGCCACAUCCAGCCAAGGUGAAGGGGUUGUGACGGUGGGGUGGAGGUGAGGGUGGGGGUGAGUAACGUCCAGACGCCCCGGCUCCGCCCCACGACAUUGCCGUCACCGCCCCCGCGACGCUCAGUGUCCGUGUUCUGUGCGAGGCGGCAUGCUCGCCACUGACAUCCACCUCCCUCAGCAUAGGAGACCUGUGGGCGCCGACUACAUUCAGCUGUCUGCGACGUCACCUGUCGCCAAGCAAGACUUUCUCUCCUUCCCGCCUGAUAAGAGUCCGAACUGUUCAGGGGAAAAUAGUGUAUACGACUUACGGCAACCUCCACAGGAAGCAUGGCUUCAAGAAGGUAGCAGCUGUGAGACCGAUGACAGCGAACAAUACGUCCCUGAGUUCCAGCAACUGUCUUCUUCUACAGGGUUGAGCGGCUGCACUGUCAAGUCUGAGUCACGACCAGAAUGUUGUGUACAUCUCGGCACAUACUUGCCUUCACAGUACAGCUCUCAAUACUCUUCUCCCUUCCCUCACUGCAGGUUUUCGCCCACGGAAGGCAGAUGUCCGCCUGAACCCGCGGCCGGUGUCACGCACAGAAGUCUCUUCAACCUGCCUUCGCACAAUAACUUCAGAGGGGUGAGCCAGUACAGUCAGGUGUCGGUGAAAAAGGAGCCUUCAGACCUACCACUGACGCCUACAUCCUGUUACGAUGGUUACCAGCAUCAGCCGCCAAGUUUAUAUUUGCAACCGCCUAGAGAAAAGCCAGGGUUUGAAGAGUACAAGCGGGAAUGUAGUGGCAGCCCUGCGACUGGUUGGAGUGAUGUCGUCAUCAACCACCGACAGCAGCGCGGCUCUCUUCAGCUGUGGCAGUUUCUGGUAGCUCUACUGGACGACCCUAGUAACGCUUCCUGUAUCGUUUGGACCGGUAGAGGAAUGGAGUUCAAACUGGUUGAGCCAGAGGAGGUGGCAAGGAGGUGGGGCGUGCAGAAGAACCGGCCGGCCAUGAACUACGACAAGCUCAGUCGAUCGCUGAGGUACUACUACGAGAAAGGCAUCAUGCAGAAAGUGGCUGGGGAGCGCUACGUGUACAAGUUCGUUUGUGAUCCCGAGGCACUGUUCAACAUGGCGUAUGGCGAGUACUCCCAGGCGAACCGCGCUAAGGCGUCAGACACUAAUCAGGAGGUCACAUCCAGAACGUCGUACUCAGACAUGUUCGCGAUCUACGGGGCGUCCAGCGGCUACGCCCACCUGCAGCAAUACCUCGGGUCCUCCGAGGGCUCACAGAGUCAGCACUACAAGCCCUCUCCGUUCCGGCUGGGCGGGCACCAACAGUUCUCCGAGCAGAGCACGAGCCACCUCCAGAUGCUGCAGACGUUCACUGCUAACUGCACGUCCCAGGAGAGCCCGGAGCCUCAGUCGUGCCAGCAGAAGAGGGGCUACGAGUCACCCCCUCAGGACGACCAGAGGUACAGGAACCGUAGUUACCUGCCGGAGCACGGCUCCAGACCGAGAUCAGUGAAGCAGUGCGAUGUGUCCCCGCUAGACGGCAGUUUCAAGCACUCUCUCACCUCCGAGCCUUCCCUGCUGGAGGGAACGGCCAAGCUUGACUCCACCUAUCAAUGCCUCAGCGUCGGCAGUUGUGUCUGUUAAAUGGCCCCCGAGUUUGUGUACAUUCCUCUCAUACAUGUUUAUAUCUCUCGAUUGUAAAGUGUAAUUAUAUUAUGAUUAAGUAAAUGUUUUCUCUGGUUUAUGCAUCAA
Homalodisca vitripennis (glassy-winged sharpshooter) is the source of this 1826-nucleotide messenger RNA. Its product is annotated as ecdysone-induced protein 74EF-like. Gene Ontology annotation, biological process: cell differentiation; regulation of transcription by RNA polymerase II. Gene Ontology annotation, molecular function: sequence-specific DNA binding; DNA-binding transcription factor activity, RNA polymerase II-specific. The coding region runs from base 231 to 1718 and encodes 495 amino acids. Gene Ontology annotation, cellular component: nucleus. The record is from RefSeq and is a predicted model, not a curated record. NCBI's taxonomy places the organism in Eukaryota, Metazoa, Arthropoda, Insecta, Hemiptera, Cicadellidae. The transcript has 11 exons.